Caenorhabditis elegans is the source of this 5395-nucleotide messenger RNA. It is a transcript of the gene met-1, whose product is annotated as Histone-lysine N-methyltransferase. Gene Ontology annotation, biological process: chromatin remodeling. The record is from RefSeq and is marked reviewed. The transcript is spliced from 14 exons. Gene Ontology annotation, cellular component: nucleus; chromosome. NCBI's taxonomy places the organism in Eukaryota, Metazoa, Nematoda, Chromadorea, Rhabditida, Rhabditidae. Gene Ontology annotation, molecular function: histone methyltransferase activity. The coding region runs from base 208 to 5022 and encodes 1604 amino acids.
GGCACAUUGAGAGAGAGCGAGCGCCGUUUCGACGUCUUCUAGCCUUCACAUCAUCCAGACGACGUUCACACGCACACACAGCCAACCCCACCCUUCUGACAACGAAUAGACGACGAAGAAGAGAAGAAGAAAAAGAAGAAGGUACCCAUUUUUCAUUCCCUUUUUGCCUCCACACUUCACUAUUAUCGAUUUUGUGAGCGAGCUCUAAUGUUUCAACGCAAAGUGGUAUUGCCUAAAAAGCGAACAGAAAUGGUCCAAACGAGACGAAAGACAGCUGCAGCUGUACAGGACGGUGGUGCCGUUAAGGAGAACAAAGCCAAGCCACCUGCCCCUCAAACGCCUACAAAACGAGCAAAACGAGGUCGUCCCCCGAAAAUUAAGACUGAUGCCAAUACUUUGAAUACGCCAAGCACUUCUUCCAACUUGGUCGAUGACAAACUUCUCAUUGAGUCUGAAUCACAGGACUCGAUUCUCACAAACGAAGCCGACUCUUUUCUGGAAAAAGAAGUGGAAGAAAUCGAAGAUAGUUCAGAUAUACUUCCCGAUAAAAUUAAUUCUCCAGAAAAACCAAGUGUUUUGGUGAAGCGGAGAUCGAGUACGCGGUUAAAAGUGAAGACUGAUGAAGAUGAAAAAGAUGUUCCUGUGAACAUAGAAGUAGCCGUUUUAGAAGAAAAAUCAAUUCAAAUCGAGCCAACAUCUCCCGCUCACCCGGAAGAUCCUCAGCCUUCGACUUCUUCUCUUCCACUGGUAGAACCAAUUGAAGACAUUGUGGAGCCAAAUGAGCCAACAAGCUCUGCCGAUCCUCCAGUAUCAAAUAUUAAGGAUGAGGAUAUUAAAGAAGAAGAGCCACUGAUUAAAAAGCCAGCUUCCGAUGAGUCAGAAUCUAUGGAUAUAGCUAACUCUGAAAGUGGAAAUGAUUCCGAUUCAAGUGAAGCUGAUCCUAGGACGAUACCAUCUUUCUCUAUACCUCUUCCCGACACACCACCUCCAAAUUUUGCGAAAAGAGGAGAAAUACAUGUAGAUGUAGAUCAGAAAAAUUCCAAGCAAUCAGGAGAAUCACAAUCGCCUUGGGAGCGAGCAAGAGAAAAGUCUGCAUCGAACCCAUUGUCCUCUCCAACAAUGAGCCGACCCAGGAUACACUUCCUUCAUCCAGCAUAUCAAAGUUUCACAAAUGAUUCAGUUUCACCUCUACCACCACCGCCACCAGAGCCGGCUCCAGCUCGUGAAAAAGUGGAAAAUGGUGGUCCAACUACUUUCAAAAUGACUUUCAAAAAAGCUGCAAAUAUUCCUAUCUUGAAGACAUCGGCAUUUGAACAACCAUCAUCACCUCCACCUUCCUCAUCAGUUUCUUCAUCAAUUUCAUUAUCUGAAGUGAAUUCUUCUACAUCGAUAGCCUCCGAGUCUUCUCCAGCGAAAAGAAGCUCAAAUUUCGAUUUAACUGCCUCAAAUGAGCUUCCACCACCUCAGAUGGUUGAACUUCCCAAGCUCUCAUUUUUCAAUAUGCCUCCAGCCGUUCGCUCCGCAGAGGACGAUUCUGCGAUGACGUCGGAAGAACCGAUCCUUCUCCUCCGUUCUCCGAAUUCCGCCACUCCUGAUGAUGAUGCACUUUUCCUCACGACCCCACCACCACCCAAGAUGACCGAAUCAGAAAUUCAAGCACUGAAAGUAGCGACGGAAAAAGUGAAUCAAGUAAUUGCUCGACGUGAAGAUUCUGAAAAAGAUGUACGUCACAGAGAAGAUCGAGAUGAUUAUGAUAGACGACGUGACGACCGUGACAGAAGAUCCAGAAAGACUGAUUCGGAACGAAAUGAUCAAAGAGGACGACAACGUGAAGAUGAUGAACGAAGAGCUCGAGAACGAGAAAGAGAAGUUACGAAACGACAUGAUCGGGAAAGGGAAGAGAUGCGAUUACAGAAACAAAAAGAUGAGGAAAGAAGAAAGAAAGAUGAAGAGGAAAGGAUACAAAAAGAGAAUGAUGAGAAAAAACAAAAAGAGGAUGAAGCCAAAAUGGAGGAGGAGAAAAAGAAGAUUAAAGAGGAGGAAAUGAAGAUUCCUGAAUUUGAGUUGAUUAGCGAAUCAAAAUAUUUGACGAGGAAUGCGAAUAAAAAGAAGACUGAAUCCUUAACUUGCGAAUGCCAUCGAACUGGUGGAAACUGUUCGGACAAUACUUGUGUGAAUCGUGCAAUGCUCACCGAGUGCCCAUCAUCAUGUCAGGUCAAAUGCAAGAAUCAACGAUUUGCAAAGAAAAAGUACGCGGCUGUUGAAGCAUUCCACACUGGAACCGCCAAAGGAUGUGGACUUCGAGCAGUGAAAGACAUAAAAAAAGGAAGAUUCAUCAUUGAAUAUAUAGGAGAAGUUGUGGAAAGAGAUGAUUAUGAGAAGAGAAAAACGAAAUAUGCAGCUGAUAAAAAGCACAAACAUCAUUAUCUCUGUGAUACUGGAGUCUACACGAUCGACGCAACAGUCUACGGAAAUCCAUCUCGAUUUGUGAAUCAUAGUUGUGAUCCUAAUGCUAUAUGUGAGAAAUGGUCUGUACCAAGAACUCCUGGAGACGUUAAUCGAGUUGGUUUCUUCUCGAAACGAUUCAUUAAAGCCGGCGAAGAAAUCACAUUUGAUUAUCAAUUUGUCAACUACGGACGUGACGCUCAACAAUGUUUCUGUGGAAGUGCUUCAUGUAGUGGAUGGAUUGGGCAGAAACCGGAAGAAUUUUCAUCUGAUGAGGAUGAUGAUAUUGUGACUACAAGGCAUAUUAAUAUGGAUGAAGAAGAAGAAGAAAAGUUGGAAGGUCUUGAUCAUCUUGGAAAUCAUGAACGGAAUGAAGUGAUCAAGGAUAUGUUGGAUGAUUUGGUCAUUCGGAAUAAGAAGCAUGCUAGGAAGGUUAUCACAAUUGCGUCUGCAAUGACCGAUUACUCUCAACGUGUGGAUGUCAUUCAAGAAAUCUUCUCCUCAGACACCUCCGUAACCGUUCAAAAAUUCUAUGCAAAAGAGGGAAUGGCUACAUUGAUGGCUGAAUGGUUGUCUGAAGAUGAUUAUUCGCUGGAUAAUCUGAAACUUGUUCAAGCUAUUCUCAAAGCUCUUCACACUGAACUAUUCGAUUCGUGCGCCAAAAAUGAUCGACUCUUACGAGAUUCUACAUCACGAUGGGUCAAUGCGAAAAUGGAUGAAUAUGUUGAUAUACAAGUGAUAGCUGAUUCACUUAUUGCUUGUGUUGAAGAUCCCGUACAGGAGUACAAGGAUGUUUGCAAAGUUAUAGAGAAAGGUCUCGUCGAAAACUUCACAAGAGCCAAAGAGAUGGCCUAUCGGUUAAAUCAAUACUGGUUCAAUCGAUCAGUGAGCUUCAAAAUUCCAAAAAAGAUACGUGAUCCUGUGCCAAAAGAUGUUCCAGUCAGACAAGAAGAUGCUACAACAUCAUCACAAUCUCAUGAUAAUAGUAGUAGAACUGUAUCACCGAAUCAUCGACAUCAUUCAUCUUCAUAUUCAAAUUCAUGUUAUCAAGAACGAGAACCAUCUCAUAUACGAUUCUUUAAUAAUGGAAAUGAUGUUCAUCAAUAUCGUUUUGGAGGUUAUCAUGGAAAUAACUACAAUGAUAACUAUUUCAGUAGAAGGCCCAAUAAGGAUUCAUAUCGAGAUCGCCGUCGAUUUAAUGGACGUCGUUCGAGAAGUCGAUCAAGAAGUGUCUCACCACAGAACUAUAAAAGAAGAAAACUCGAUGAACAUGACAAUAAUCAUCGUCAGCGUUCUCCAAUUCGUGAUCGUCACACAUCUCCCGGCGGCGAAAAGACUCCUAGCUCGAAUAAUUCUGGAGAACGAAACUAUAAAAGACUGGAUAUUCGAGGAGCUCGUAUAAAAACUAUAAAAGAAGAUUUGGAAGCUGCUGCUGCUGCUGCUGCUGCUGCUGCUGUACCAUCAGAAGUGCAAGCUUAUCCUCAUGAACAUACAGCUGUACAUCAGAGUGUUUAUCAGAUGCCAGGUUAUGAGUCUUAUGGAGUAUAUGAUCCUGUAAAUGGUGUCUACAUGUAUCCUCAUCCUGGCGCUGGUUACUAUCCACCUGCCUAUCCACAACAACCGAUUAUGUUAACAAUGGACACUCUUCCACCGAAUGAUCGUCUUGGUGAACUUUACGAGAAAGCCAGUAUCGAGCAGCUAGCUCAACGAGAUGCAAUUGUGAGACAAGAACUUGAGCUGAUACGUAUUCAAAUCGAAAGAAAAACUGCUCAAAAAGAAGCGAUCAAGGCCGCUUGCCGUCGUGCUAACGAAGAAGAAGCUAAACGACAAGAGGCACUUGCAAAGACGAAAUAUGUUUGGGCGAUUGCAAAGUCAGAAGCUGGAGAGACGUAUUACUACAACAAAAUAACAAAAGAGACGCAGUGGACAGCACCAACACCAGUUCAAGGUCUUCUCGAACCGGCUUGUGGUGCAUCUCCUGAUACUACAGUUGUCAUUGCUGACGAGAUUACUGAAGAAGAGCAACAAGCUGAAGUUCUGGAGAAGCCGCGUGUUGUUAAGGAAGAAGUUAUCGAGCCAGGUUCACAAUCUGAAACUCAAAAAGAAUCUCCGGAGAAAGUUCGAGUUGUUGUACCGAAAGUUGAAGUUGAAAGAUCACCGUCGCCAAAAUCUUCUCGUGAUCGUGAGAAGGAUCGAGAGAAAUCUCGUGAGAAAGAUCGUGAAAGAGAUCGUGACAGAAGAGAAGGUUCAAAACAUCGUGAUAGUUAUCAUGGACAUCGAAACGGCAGCAGUUCUGUCAGUGAACGACGUAUGCGAGAGUUCAAACAUGAGCUGGAACGAUCCACUCGAUCUGCCGUUCGUUCUCGUCUACAACAUCAACGUGACGCUUCUAGUGAUAAGACUACUUGGCUUAUUAAGUUAAUAUAUCGAGAGAUUUUCAAACGAGAAAGUGCGCAGAGUGGAUUUGAUUAUCGAUUCAGUGAGAAUACUGAUAAGAAGGUGAAAAACUACGUCAAGUCAUAUAUCGACCGAAAACUCGAAUCAAACGAUCUCUGGAAAGAAUACUCUCGGCCAUGAGCUUUAUUUUUUAAUUUAAAUUUUAUAAAAAAAUGUUUAUGCUUGUUUUUUUCUCUAUAGUUCCCUCCUAUCCCCCCCCUCCCCUAUCGCCUAAAAAUUGAUCUCUGUCUGAUUUCACCGAUUUCCGUUUUAUUUGAUCCCAUUGAACGAGUAUAUCAUCAUGUUCCUGAACUUCAACGUUCGCACAUUUUAUUCCCCUAGUUUUAUGUCCCCAGAAUUGUUUUAUACUAUCCUGUAAUCCACCUCAAAAUGACAGCCAUGAAAAGCUGUUUUUCAUGUUUUCUAUUUUCUUGUUGAUCGUAUUUGCGCCGCUCUUUGUCGCCAAAUUUUUUUUUGUAAUUAAAAAAUGAAUUACGGAUGUUGAAUUUUUAAA